Messenger RNA from Paramecium sonneborni, 2247 nucleotides. NCBI's taxonomy places the organism in Eukaryota, Ciliophora, Oligohymenophorea, Peniculida, Parameciidae. The record is from the annotation of a GenBank genome assembly.
AUGGGAGGUGCAUUAAGGUGUGGGAUUCAAAGAAGACCAAAGAAAAGUAGUACUCAUAAAUUGAUUGCUUAAAAAUACUUAGGAUAAUGUAAGCAUUGAAAUUUAGUGUAGUUGAGCAAUUUGAACUGGAUAUGUUGACUCUUAUUUUCAAAGACUUGGCUUCAAGAUAGAGUAAUUAAUUAUUAAGUAGAGAUACAUUCAAUACCUUCUUUUAAAUAAUAGUUUGUAGCAUAUAGAUUAUUAAUGUAGGGAUUUUGGGGAGAACAAAUAUUUAAUAAGUUUACAAAUAAGCAAGAAGACUAUAUGAAUUUUGAUGAAUUUUUGGCUGGAAUGGAAAUGUAUAUAAAGUGCUCAGAUGAAUAGCGAAUAGUGAAUUUAUUUGAGCUUUAUGAUUUACAAAAUUAGAAGGGGAUAGCAAAAAGUGAUUUUUUAUAGAUGGUAUAUAAAGUAUUAGAUUAGAAAUAGAUGCAAAAUUAUCCUUAAUAUGAAUUAAAAAAGAUUUGUGAAGAUUAGCUAUUUUUAGAUGAAUCUAUGAUAAUUAAUGAUUUUGGUAAUCGACGUAAGCAUGGUAAUAAAAAGUAUAAGAAUAGUGCAGAUAUAUUGGAAUUGUCAGGUAUAUAUAAUAAAAUAUUGUUAAAGUGCAACAAUUUAGAAAAUAGAGUUAGAAUAUUUCUGAGUAGUAAUUUGAGAGUUCUAAUAAAAUAAUUUCGGAAGGUUUAUAGAGUUGUUUUUCGAAGUAAUCAGAUGCGCUUUUUGUGUAAGAUAGUAUGAUAUAAGAGAAUGGUUUAUCUUAAAAGCGAUUUGGAUUAGUAAUAACAGCUCAAGUAUAUUAUGAAUUAAAUAUAAGGUUGAUGGUUAAAAAGUAGAAAUGUGUGUUAAUUAAAGUUUACUAAUUAAAAAAUAUGUGGAUUUAGUUUAUAAGAAUAAACAUGAUUAAUUAUUAUCAUUGUAAGAAUUCUAGACAUUUAUUGGAAAACAUCCAAAUUUAAUCCAACCUCUUUACACAGCAUUUAAUUAUAAUAUAUGGGGGAUGAUAGAUAAAUAGGCAAAUUAUAAAUAAUUGUAAGAAUGAGAUGAAUACAAUAUAGAAUGCUAAUAAUGUCAGGAGAGUUAUAUAGAAUAUCAAAGAAAUAAGAGGCAAAAUAAAAAUAUUGUGAACUUUAUCCACAUGUACUGUUAGAGUACGUUAAAAAGGGAGAAAGCCCAUCAAAAGUGAUUUGUUUGUAGGGUUUAAUAAUAGAAGAAAAGGUACACCAACAAGUUUAGAAGUAUGGUUUUGAAAUAUUGCAUGUUGGGAAACAGUAUAAGGGUAAGAGUUAUGGAUGUUAAGAUGAUAAACAAUUUAGGUUGUGGUAGUGUGCAUUGCAAGCUUAUAACAAGUAAAUAUGAUAGUAUUAUGGGAGUGGAGAGAUAAGCAAAAAGUAUUCGAUAUUAGAGAAGAUUGGACAGGGUUAAUCGUCGGUAGUAUAUAAGUGUUAGGAUAAGAUGACAAAGGAGACUUAUGCAUUGAAAAUAAUAAAUAAAUAAUAGAUAUCAAUGAAUCAAGUAGAAGCGAUAAAGCAUGAAGUUGAGAUUAUGAAAUUGAUAAAUCAUCCAUAUAUAAUAAGAUUAGUCGAGAGUUUUGAGAAUAGAAGUCAUAUAUAUUUAGUUACAGAAUUAAUAAAAGAUGGAGAUUUAUAUGAUUAUGUAGAAGAGAAGAAAUACUUGUCUGAAGAAGAAGCAGCCAUGGUGUUAUCAUAAUUAAUAGAAGCCUUAUUAUGUAUACAUUCAAUGGGAAUUGUACAUAGAGAUAUUAAACCAGAAAAUAUUAUGAUUGUAUUGAAUUAGAAUUCAAUUAAAUAAGUUAAAAUUAUUGAUUUUGGAUUUGCUAAUUAUUUAUCUAUUUUGAAUGAAAGAAAAGAGAACUUUGAAUGUGGAACUAUGAAUUAUAUUGCACCUGAAGUUUAUUAACAUUGUAAAGAAUUAACUUCCAAAAUUGAUAAUUUUGCUUUAGGAGGUGUUCUAUAUUUUAUGUUAUGUGGUUAUCAUCCUUUUUGUUCAGAAAUCUUAUUAGAAAUUAAAGAGAAUGUUAUAGAUGGCAAUUAUGAUAUUUAAGAUGAAUUUUGGCAAUGUGUUAAUGAUGAUGUAAAAGAAUUAAUUGCUGGAUUAUUUGAAAUUAAUCCUACAAAUAGAUUAUCCUUACAAUAAGUUAAGGAUCAUAUUUGGAUAAAGAAAUUCUCAGAAAAGCGUAAAUCCAAAAAGAAAUGA